This is a messenger RNA of Ostreococcus tauri, 423 nucleotides long. Its product is annotated as Ribosomal protein L14b/L23e. Gene Ontology annotation, molecular function: large ribosomal subunit rRNA binding; structural constituent of ribosome. Gene Ontology annotation, biological process: translation. Lineage: Eukaryota; Viridiplantae; Chlorophyta; Mamiellophyceae; Mamiellales; Bathycoccaceae. Gene Ontology annotation, cellular component: cytosolic large ribosomal subunit; ribosome. The record is from RefSeq and is a predicted model, not a curated record. The transcript has 3 exons. Bases 1 to 423 code for a protein of 140 amino acids.
AUGUCCAAGCGAGGUGGCGGUAACGCCUCCGGUACCAAGUACAAGAUGUCCUACGGUCUUCCGGUCGGUGCCGUGGUGAACUGCGCGGAUAACACGGGGGCGAAGAACCUCUACAUGAUCGCCGUCAAGCGCUGGGGAUCUCGCCAGAACAGGUUGCCGGCGGCUAACCCCGGAAGCAUGGUCAUGGCCACGGUGAAGAAGGGCAAGCCCGAGCUCAGGAAGAAGGUCUUCCCGGCCAUCAUCGUUCGACAACGAAAGCCGAUCCGCAGAAAGGAAGGGUUGAUCAUUUACUUUGAGGACAAUGCGGGGGUUAUCACGAACCCGAAGGGCGAGUUGAAGGGGAGCGCCAUCGCGGGGCCGGUCGCGAAGGAGUGCGCCGACUUGUGGCCGCGUGUCGCGAGCGCCGCGAGCUCCAUCGUCUAA